AUGAUGAGUCGACUCAAAAGGAAAAGGUCUCUUCUAUGGAAGACAUCCGAAAAAGCCUCUCCGACUAUCGUCUCAGAUCCUCCGUCCAACCACAACCACAACAGCCUUCCUCACCAGUUAUCUCGUUCCACGAGCUCUACAAGCGCAGUGUAUUGCCGGAAGCUAAUCCAGAGAAUGACACCUAAACUGCUCCAUCUCUUGACACAAUCCCCAGAUGAUCCUGUUGCUCGUGAAACAACUUCCGAAUACUUUCUAAGUGGUUUUGUUGGGGGUAGUAGUAACCUUAACAAAAUUGGAAGAGUACACCAAGGUAGCAUCUAUGAUUGUAGAUCUGACCAAGGUAAUGAUCUUGCCAUUAGAAGUUUAGCUAUGUUAACUGCUAUCUCUGAGAUGGAGGCAGCAAUUGAUGUAAUAUCAAAUGAACUCAACAAAUUGUGCAUAGGAAGGGCAUCAACAGACAGGAACCCAAAUAAUGGAGACUGGCAAGAGGAGGUGUAUCAAGAGGUGCUCUGCUUAAAGGUAUAUACUGUAAUGGUUAUGUGUCCUAAGUCAUCUGAGCCGAGUCUUGAGUACUGGUUCAAGUGCAUAGACUUGGAUGGGAAUGGGGCAGUGAUAAGGAAUGCGAUGCAAUUAUUCUAUGAGGAACAGUUGCAUCGUAUGGAAUGCAUGACUGAAGAGCAUGUUCUCUUUGAGGAUAUUUUAUGUCAGAUAGUUGACAUGGUUGGACCAAAGGAUGAUGGAUAUUUUACACUUGGCGACCUAAAAGGAAGCAAACUUUAUGGCGGUGUUUUUAAUAUCUUGUUCAAUUUGAACAAGUUCAUGGCAUAUGAAAGUCGCGACGCCUUCCUCAUUCGUCAGGUGGUCGGAAUUUGA
Lactuca virosa is the source of this 873-nucleotide messenger RNA. The record is from the annotation of a GenBank genome assembly. NCBI's taxonomy places the organism in Eukaryota, Viridiplantae, Streptophyta, Magnoliopsida, Asterales, Asteraceae.